UUUCAGGGGUAAAUUUUAUUGUUUGUAUCUCUCUCUAAAAUAGGUUUUCGGUGGACAACACGCCAAUAAGAGAAUUCAAGAACAUGGAAACGAAGAUGGUGAAAUUCCCAAAAAACCAGGGAAUGAAGCUAUAUUCAAGCAUAUGGAAUGCGGACCAAUGGGCGACAAGAGGCGGGCUUAUCAAGACCGACUGGACACAAGCUCCGUUCACCGCCACCUACACAAACUUCACUGCAAAUGCUUGUACAGUUGGCGGUGGAUCCUCGUGUGCUUCUUCCGCCGACGAAAACAGGCCGUGGAUGUCGGAGAUUCUGGAUCCGACGGCUGAGGAGAAACUGAAAUGGGUGCAGAAGAAUUACAUGAUUUAUAACUACUGCACCGAUGCUAAGCGAUUUCCUCUAGGGUUUCCUCCUGAAUGCAACGCUGCAUAAUUAGUGUUUUUUUUAAUGUACAUUUUCCAAAUAUGGUUCACUACUAAAUAAAUUUGGUU
This is a messenger RNA of Erythranthe guttata (spotted monkey flower), 490 nucleotides long. NCBI's taxonomy places the organism in Eukaryota, Viridiplantae, Streptophyta, Magnoliopsida, Lamiales, Phrymaceae. The record is from RefSeq and is a predicted model, not a curated record.